AUUUGUUCAUUUUCAACUAGAAAUUUUUCUCGGUGUGUAUAAUCUCGUAAUUAGAUUGCGAGAUUUUAUUUCAUUGUUCCACAACACGCGGUGUAAAACUCUUUUCACUAAUUAACGUUUCUAACGACAUAAAUGCAGCCACUCGUGCCGUGCUCCUCGGGGAGUCGAUACAGCCGGUUGAUUCUACUUGUCACGUAAUGCAUUUAAUCGAGGCCGCCGUUACCCGCCGCUCGGGAAAUCGACAUUUUCUGCACGAACAUAUCUCUUCUGUCAGAAAAGGGUCCGAUUCGAGGCGGAGGUGAAAUCCCUUCCAAUGAUUUCUUCCUAAUUGGAGAAGAGUACCAUUUUCCAGUACGACGCGAGAAUACAUUUUUCCUUUAAUAUUUCAGACAGAUUGUCUGUCUUUCAUAAAAUAGUACAGAUUUCCUUCUUAACCUUUGUGUACCGUAAUAAUUCAACAUUUUUAUCGUAUUUUAAACAGGAGAAAUUUCAUUUCACGCGGUUGGUUCCUUCUGCAUAAUUUCAUUGAAUCGACCCAUUUAAAAAUAGAGCCGUCGGCGCUUUCUCGCGCACGACGGGUUAGCCGUUACGUUAAAGGACCAUUUAUUUGCUCUACUCUCGACGCGGCACAUACAAAAAACCGCAACCCCUCGCACCGACACCGGUCGUCCUUUUUUUUUCCGCUUCUUUCGGAGAAUAACGUAUAUCGCGUUUUAUUCAGAGGACCGCCGAAACUCUCGCGCGCGGUCCAGAGAGGAUCGCGAGGAUGAUAUUCGCGGUAGGUGCGGAGGAUGUCGAGUAUUGAUUAAGGGGGUUUGCCGGGAGGAAUCUCUCUCUCUUUCCUCACGGGUAGGUCGUCUGGCGUCGUUCCUCGCCGUAAAUGCACGGGGAUGAAUGGGGCACGGUGGGGAACGCACGCACCGGGGUGCGUCUGCGCUCUGUGCGCCGCACGCAGUGCUCCGAUGCGCUUCACCCGAACCGGGUAUCCCACGGCUCACGGUUCCGUGUUCGCCGGGACAGUGGCGUGCACGUGGUUGUCUAUCGGCGAGGACAGAAGGGGUGGAAAGCGGGAUCAAGCGGACGAGGGAGAGACUCGGCAGCCCCGGAGGAAUCGCGAUGACGAUUGACACGCUCGGCGCGUCGUUAUCCACAGGCCACGAGUGUUGAGAGGGAUUCGCUGUAGCGCGGUACUUAAUCGUGAGGCUUACGUCUCUACACGACAUCGUUCUUGAAUAGCCUGGGAGCUGUCGAAAAAAGUGAAGUGGGUCCUGGAAGAGGACCCAAGGAGAGCGAGGAGAGAAGCGUCGAGACAGGAUCCGGCGUGCGGGAACGUCGGCAGGAGCUGCCUCAAGAUGUCGUACGCCAAUCGAUUCCCAUCCUCCCAGCACACCCGUUAUCGCAGUAGCUGGGGGCCGUCCUCUGUUUCCGUCUUCAAUCGCGCCGACGUGCCGCGACCUUCGCCGGAGGAGGAAGAAUUCGAGUUCUAUCACGAGCGGCUGCAUUCGGCGCAGAGUCGUCAGCUGAUACCACUUCAGGAGGAUUUGGCCGAUUGGAUCAACAAGACGAUAAAUGUGGAUCACAUAACGGGUGACAAUUUCUUUGACGUGCUUGAUAAUGGAGUGAUUGUGUGUCGACUGGCAAGAGUUAUCCAGGAAAAGGCUAGAUCUGCGAUUGAGGCUGGACGGGCGAAGGGACCGGCACCAGUGAUACGUGGUCGCUGCUGGGAGAAUGCAGCCCGUCGCAGUUUCUUUUCCCGCGACAACAUGGAGAACUUCAUACAAUUUUGUCGGCGGCUGGGCGUCCACGAGAAUCUUCUCUUCGAAAGCGACGAUCUCGUUUUGCAUGGCCAACCACGGAAUGUUGUGCUGUGUCUGCUGGAAGUCGCGAGACUGGCGGCCAGAUAUUCUUUAGAACCGCCUGGACUUGUGCAACUUGAGAGAGAAAUCGCAGCUGAACAAGAAAGGGAUCUUCACUGUUUGUCUGACAGCGGUAUAUCACACAGCAGUCUCGUCUCUUGGCAGUUUCAGUCACCAUCGCCGACCGCAACACCUAGGACACCAUCGCCGGAAAAGAUCAAACAUAGCAGCUCGGCGUCUGAAGUCACAACGGGCACACGAUGGUUGGACCCGGUAACCGGUGCUGCACAUGAAUCUGAAAUGCGAAGGUCCGUUAGCGACAACGGGCCGACUGGAAGUGACGGGGUGCCCAGUGACACUACCGAGGAUGACUGGUCGCGUGGUAGCGUCGAAGACCCUGACGAAGUGCCGUCGCCGUCGAGCUCGCCGUCACCGUCGUCGGCCGAACCACCGGAACACACUGGGCCGAUAACAGAACUCGAUCGCAAGGUGCGAAGAGCCACCGAGGCCGUCCAGAGACUCUGCCAGUGCCCGUCGAAUAAGUGCUCCAAGCUGAAGGUGCGCAAAGUCGGCGAAGGCCGUUACCAUAUCGCGGGACGUAACGUUUUUAUCAGACUUCUCAAGGGGAGACACAUGAUGGUGAGAGUUGGCGGCGGAUGGGAUACUCUGGAGCAUUUUCUGGCGAGGCACGAUCCCUGUCAGGUGAGGGUCCUCAACCGCGAGGGUACGCCGCCACCCGCUCGCGGUACCAAGCACGACAGCUUCUUGCACAUUCGCGCCAAGUAUCGCAGCCCGCCGUCGGAGGCGAACCUCUCACGUCGGUCACUAGCCUGAGAAGCACGUAGUGCCUAAUCAUGUGCCCACGAUCGCGCGAGGUCCCUCGGGCCUCACGUGGUGUAAAAAGCUGCACGCACGCUUGGCGCACGUGCGAAUUAAAAUAUAUCCCGGUACACCAGCGGUACCGCUAUCACAUCCCACCGGGCACGUCGAUAGGACGUCCCGUCGGUCUGUUACGCAUCAAGCGACGCGGUGAAACGACGCGUGGCGGUUCAGGUUGCCGUAAGGACGGCAAUACGCAUCCAUCGCACGAUUUUUCACGCACGAUACAUUCCUUCUUUUCCAACUACGUUCGAUGAGUUGGCGAUUUUGAGGGAAGAGAGAGGCGCCGCAGGAGCCGCCUUUAAGCGCCUUGCGCGAUCACUUAUGCACAUUCCCGAUAUUCAUAACGCUAUUUACGAGUUCUGUCUAUGGCGAGAAAGCACCGCCUGUACGUCGGUUCGCAAAGAUACCUCUUAACCACUCUCGUACCUAUUCGUACAUCCCGAAUUGCGCGUACAAUUUGUUACGUGUAACCACGUAAUAUGUUGAUCACGGUAUAGAGAAGCACAGGGAUCGCUAUUUUUACUAAGUCCGUAUGUCAGGUGGUUGAGGAGCAUGCAAGUGUCAAAGAGCAUCCUCGCAGACGCACCACACGUCGCGAUUUUUAAGAUUAUAAUUUACAGUGUGAUCUUUGCUUCCUGUUUUUUAAGAGUUUUUUUUUUAUCACAUUUUAUCUUUUUCCCCUUUUCUUUUCUGUCGCCCGAGAUAAAAGUUGACAAACUUCGGAAGAAGUAAGAAACACGUGACAAGAAAUACGAUUGUCGAUAAAAAUGGCGAAGAAGGAAGAAGGCAAAAGGUAGAAACAGGAAGCAAAUAGCACAUCGUAGAUUGGCGUUUAAGGAGAACGAAUAGUCAGAGUUCUGCAUCUAAAGCAUCUAAUCACACUAUGGUCUGUUGCGAUUCCUGGUUGAUGAGUCUAUUAUAUUUUAGCUAAUCACGAUACAGCUCUAGUCUGUAAGCGCUAAAAUAGAACUGUUAAACCAUACGGUAACUGUAACCGAUAAUUUGUAGUGUAAUUAUGACUUAAAAAUCGGCGUCUGCGAUGCAGAAGACUUUGACUAUUUGAAUUUUUAUGCAUUAUCGCAUCAGGAAUCAGUCAAUUAUGUGCUUUCAUCUCGAAUCUUC
Trachymyrmex septentrionalis is the source of this 3860-nucleotide messenger RNA. Its product is annotated as growth arrest-specific protein 2-like. Gene Ontology annotation, cellular component: actin filament. Gene Ontology annotation, biological process: actin crosslink formation. The record is from RefSeq and is a predicted model, not a curated record. Bases 1353 to 2690 code for a protein of 445 amino acids. The transcript has 8 exons. Gene Ontology annotation, molecular function: microtubule binding; cytoskeletal adaptor activity; actin filament binding. Lineage: Eukaryota; Metazoa; Arthropoda; Insecta; Hymenoptera; Formicidae.